UUGGAGGUGAUCCUGGCGCAGUCAGACAGUCCGCGGAGAUCGCGCAGCGCGGGGGGGGUGGGACGCGCACGGAGGCGAAGAGAUCAGAAGGAAAGAGAGAGAGAGAGGGGGAGAGAGAAGGAAAUUGGGCAGCUUCUCGUCUUCUCCUCGGCGUCCUCAUGCCUCGGCAGUGCCCCGGCGCCUUCCCUUCGCCCCGGGCGCAGUAGCCAUGGCCGCGGUGGCUGUCCUCCGGAACGACUCCCUCCAGGCUUUCCUCCAGGACCGCACCCCCAGCGCCUCCCCAGACUUGGCCAAGCACUCGCCUCUGGCUCUUCUGGCCGCUACUUGUAGCCGGAUCGGGCAGCCGGGCGCAGCGCCCUCGGAUUUCCUGCCGGUCUCCUACGACCCGACGCUGGGAUCCCCCUCUAGGAUCUUCCACCCGUGGAGCGGCGAGAUGCCAGCGCACUCCCCAGGAGGGCUGCCUCCGCCGCAUCCCAGCUUGGGGUUGACCCCUCAGAAGAACCACCUGCAACCCUCCUUCGGAGGUUCUCACGAACUGCCCCUCACCCCCCCGGCGGACCCCUCCUAUCCGUACGAGUUCUCCCCCGUCAAGAUGCUGCCCUCCUCCAUGGCCGCCCUGCCGUCCAGCUGCCCGCCCGCCUACGUCCCUUACGCCGCCCAGGCCGCCCUGCCGCCCGGGUACUCCAACCUGCUUCCGCCCGCCCAGCCCUGCCGGCAGCUGUCGCCCAACCCGCCGCCCGAGGACAUCCCCUGGUGGAGCAUUCAGCAGGCCAGCGCCCCGGGCGGCUGCGGCCACCGCUUCCCCGCAGCGGCGGCGCUGCCGCGGAGCUUGGUGCUGGGGCACUCGGACUUUGCUCAGUACCAGACGCAGAUCGCCGCCCUGCUGCAGACCAAGUCUCCCCUGGCGGCAACGGCCAGGAGGUGCCGCCGCUGCCGCUGCCCCAACUGCCAGUCGGCCGCGGGCAGCGCCCCUGAGGCGGAGCCGGGCAAGAAGAAGCAGCACAUCUGCCACAUCCCCGGCUGCGGCAAGGUGUACGGCAAGACCUCGCACCUGAAGGCGCACCUGCGCUGGCACACGGGUGAGCGGCCCUUCGUCUGCAACUGGCUCUUCUGCGGGAAGAGCUUCACCCGCUCCGACGAGCUGCAGCGGCACCUGCGGACUCACACGGGCGAGAAGCGCUUCGUCUGCCCCGAGUGCGGGAAGCGCUUCAUGCGCAGCGACCACCUGGCCAAGCACGUCAAGACCCACCAGAAUAAGAAGCUGAAGGCGGCGGCGGACGGCGUCAAGCGGGAGGACAGCCGCGACCUGUGACCGCCGGGACAGCCGGCGGCUGCUGCCUCUGCGGGCCGAGCCGAGCCGCGGCGGGACCUGGGCGGGGGCGUUUCUACGCCGGGGACAAGGCGGCGGCGGCAGGGAGAGGGCGGCCGGCUCUCGGACUCUCGCCGGGCACGGCGAGCAGUACUCCGGCCGGGGGCGGCCUCCGCGGACCCUCAGGUCCGGGACUGGACGCUCAUAGGGCCCCGGGGCCGUUCAGAGGCAGGCGCCCGGCCCGGCCUGGAGCGCGGCUGAGGAGGGUCCCAGGCGCUGGGGCACGAGCGGGACCGGCCCAGUCCGGCCGCGGGGGUCGAGGCUUAUAGACACCUGGGGGUGAGGUGGCAGCGUCGGUGUGGCCGCGCUGGGGCUCGGCCUUCGUGCUUUCAGGGUAACAGACUGAAGUUUUGUGUACAGGUUAUUUAAUAGUUACGUUUGAAUACACGUGUUCCCCUCCGUCUUCGACCCCGCGCGGGGUCUAGCAUGAGAUGUUUCUGUAAAGCGACCCGCGAUCGCAGCGUGAAAUAAACACGUUCACACCGGGGUCAGCA
Vidua chalybeata is the source of this 1863-nucleotide messenger RNA. RefSeq names its product Sp5 transcription factor (gene SP5). The transcript has 2 exons. Bases 209 to 1312 code for a protein of 367 amino acids. The record is from RefSeq and is a predicted model, not a curated record. Gene Ontology annotation, biological process: regulation of transcription by RNA polymerase II. NCBI's taxonomy places the organism in Eukaryota, Metazoa, Chordata, Aves, Passeriformes, Viduidae. Gene Ontology annotation, molecular function: DNA-binding transcription factor activity, RNA polymerase II-specific; RNA polymerase II cis-regulatory region sequence-specific DNA binding.